Molecule: messenger RNA, 8171 nt
Organism: Lethenteron reissneri (Far Eastern brook lamprey)
Lineage: Eukaryota; Metazoa; Chordata; Hyperoartia; Petromyzontiformes; Petromyzontidae
Product: RNA-binding protein 47-like
Molecular function (GO): RNA binding
Source: RefSeq, a predicted model, not a curated record
CACACACGCGCGCUGCGUGUGUCACGUUGGGUUUCCCCUGGCAACAGGCACACUUCCUCCUCGUCAUUUUUUUUCUGCCUCCUCUCUCUCUCACUCCUCUCUCUCUCCUCUCUCUCUCCGCUGACCCGCGCCACUGCAGCGACGUUCCCCGCUUGCGCUCCCGCCCCUCGGAGCUCGGCACGUAACUUCAUCAGGGGCAGGUGGCAGCGGCGCAGAAGGCAGCGGGAAACGACAGCGCCGCAUCUCUCGAAUAGCUGUCGGGGUUGGCUUUCUUCUUUUUCUUCUUCUUCUUCUUCAAAAGGGGGGCCAAAGAGAAGGAGGCGAAAGGGUCCCGAUCCGUUUCGACGGAACAGCGACAGCCCUCAGCGUGGUUCUCAAAAGGUUCGUCGCGUGGUCCGCGUGUGACAUUUACAGUAUGACAGCAGGAGACUCAGCCAGCGCGAACUCCGCCUCCAGCAGCAGGGUGUCCGCCCUUGAUGACGAGACCAUGAACGGGAGCAUGGAGUCGAACCCGAGCCACGGCGGCUCGCUGGAGUCCGCGGCGGCGGUGGCGGCGGCGCCCCCUCCGCUCAGCCCGUCCAUCCUGGCGCUGCUGUCCCGCACGGGCUUCCAGCUGUCGCACGAGAACGGCCAGCGGCGUUACGGGGGCCCCCCGCCGGGCUGGGAGGGCGCCCCUCCUCCGCGCGGCUGCCAGGUGUUCGUGGGCAAGAUCCCGCGCGACUGCUACGAGGACGAGCUGGUGCCGGUGCUCGAGUCGGCCGGCCGCAUCUACGAGCUGCGGCUGAUGCUGGACGCGGACGCGAGGACGCGUGGCUACGCGUUCGUGACGUACGCCUCGCGGCAGGAGGCGCGCGCCGCCGUGCGCGGCCUCGACAACCACGAGGUGCGGCCGGGACGCCUGCUGGGCGUCUGCUCCAGCGUGGACAACUGCCGGCUGUUCGUGGGCGGCAUCCCGAAGACGGCGCGCAAGGAGGAGAUCCUGGACGAGAUGAGGCGCGCCACCGAGGGCGUCACGGACGUCAUCGUGUACGCGAGCGCGGCCGACAAGACGCGAAACCGCGGCUUCGCCUUCGUCGAGUACGAGUCGCACCGCGCCGCCGCCACCGCCCGCCGAAAGCUGCUCAACGGGCCGGGCCACACGGCGCUGCAGCUGUGGGGCCAGCCGCUGGCGGUGGACUGGGCCGAGCCCGAGCCGGACGUGGACGAGGACGUGAUGGAGACGGUGAAGGUGCUGUACGUGCGCAACCUCAUGCUGGGCACCGGCGAGGAGACGCUGCGCGCCGUGUUUGAGGCGGUGGCGCCGGGCGCCGUCGAGCGCGUCAAGAAGAUCCGCGACUACGCCUUCGUGCACUUCUCGGGCCGCGAGGAGGCCCUGCGCGCCAUGAGGGCGCUCGACGGCUCGGACGUGGACGGCGCCUGCGUGGAGGUCACCCUGGCGAAGCCCGUGGACCGCGAGCAGUACUACAGCCGCUACCAGCGCACGCAGCAGCAGCAGCAGCAGCGCGCCGGCACGCUGGGCGUGGUGACGGCCGGGGUGGAGGCGCUGCCCGCCGGCGGGUACGUCUACUCGUACGACCCCUACAGCCUCGCGGCCUGCGGCUUCAACUACGGCGGGGCCUACAGCACCGUCGUGGGGCCCAACCGCGACUACUUCCUCAAAGUGCGAGAGUGGAACCGCAGCGCCGGCGCCGCGGCCGUCCCCGUGCCGCGCGUCUCCCACCACGGCGGCUACAGUGCCGGGCGCAGCAUCUACAGCCGCUACCACGACAGCAAGGGCAAGGCCCUGGUGGAGCGUUGCGGCGCCGCCGGCGGCCUGUAUGAGCUGGUGCCGGGCAUCGAUAUGGCGUCCCUCAACCACGGCAUGACGCUCAAGCACGCGACCAUGCCCACCUACACGGCCAUCCAGUCUCCGUACUCCAUGUUCCCGAGCAUCGCCAUGGCGACCAAGAUGGCGGACGAGGAGAAGUCGGCGUCUCCGGAGCAGGGCGGCGUCAUGGGGCGACACGACCUGAGCGGCGCGAGCCAGGGGGGCAUGGUGCCCGCCCUGCCACCCACGCCCCCCCUCACUUACCAGGGACGCCCGCUGGGACCGCUCUACACCUUGACCCCCGGGGUGACCCCUGUGGCCACGGCGGCUGGCGGCUACUACGCGACGGCCACGGGCUACAUGCCGAUGACCGCUGGUCCCGGCUGGCAUGCAGAGCAUGGCGGGGAUGCCCAAGGGGACGAUGGCGGUGCCGUACGGGGCGUACGCUGGAUACCACAUGGCUCAGGCCAUCCCCAUGCAUGGACAGGAGGUGUACCAGCAGCUCUGAGCCAGCGUAGAGCAAAGUGCAAUCCCUGCAGCGUCAACACAUCCGCCCCCAGUACAGCCAAUGGGCAGAUUCCAGCAGAUACGCACACACGCGCACCCACGCGCACACACACAUGCACCCACACUCUGACCAUAUCUCACCGGACCGUGCGUGUUAGCACGUGCGCGCGUACCAACAUACGCGCCGUGCGUACGCAUGGCGAACAUACGAAUGCGUGCACCACGGUUGCACAUGAAUACACGCGCAAGCAUGAGGGUUUCCACCUCUUGAGCUAGAAAACACCCAAAGCAUCUUCAAGGGAAGAAGAAUGAGAAUAUCUCGAAGAGGGAUUGCAGUCGCUUGAGUGGUGGUGUGCUAUUGCGCAUCUGAUGAAAAGUCGGGACUUGUGAUGUCGAGAGAAAGACUCUAAUCAUUUUUUCCAAAACGGCGAUUUCAACGAAGAGGCAACCUGGGAUAAACCAGUGCAGGUGGUAACCCUGGCACGUGCGCGCAAGACACACACAGACACGACGGCAUUCCCACACUCGCACAGCUCAAACAGACACACGCGUGUAGCGACCGAACCACCAAGCAGCAUUUGCAUAUAUACAUAUUUUUUUGACAAGACCAUUCCAAACUUGAUUGCCGCUUCCGCGGCGCGUCCGGGGGGGGGGGCCCACAUUCGCCGAGAACGGAAGCCGCGUCGGCCGAGCCUCCCCAACCUGGCCGCACACUCGCACAGGCGGCUUCCUCGACACCGCGCCGGAGCCGAUCGGCACGGGGAGGCAAGUGGGGGGGGUCCGCGCCGGCUCGGGGGGGCGCCAACCCUCUGACGUGCGCGCAGGAACUCGCCACCGAGAGGAGGAAACACCGCUGCAACGUGGGCCACCCAAAACAUAAUUUUUGUGCUGCAAGAACAAAACUUCAUAGGGUUUUAUUACUACUGUAGUCAUGCAGUAUUAGAGAUUAAGGAAAUCGGGGGGUAUUUGUGAAGUUGUUUUUGUUGUUGUUUUCCCUUGUCUCGAGUGACGAGCUUUGUCUCUCGAGUGACGAAGAAGAUUUGGGCUCCGGCUAAAGCAGUAGAAAUCGGGCGAGAGACUUCUCAAAUUUGUCGCGACGGACUCUUGCGAUCGGUGACGACCGGGAAUGGCGAGCAUCGUUGAGGAUCUUUCUCAGGGGCGACGUGAACAUCAGCAGCCCCCCUUUCCCCAACCCCUUGUCUCAGGACCCCCCCCCCCUCCACCACCCCCCCCCUCACCAUCUCGGUGCAUCAUCGCGCUCGCCGUCCCCAUAUCGGGAGUGGGGGGGGGGGUCUCCUGUGUGCAUUUUAACGGUAGCCACGGCACGAGAGGGUUGUUGUUGUUGUUGUUUAAACCAAACAAUAUCUCGUUGUCUGCACGUUUGUUCCGAGUCUGUGCGUGAAUCUUUGUAGGAAAUGUUCAAGCGCCACUGUAGUGCAGUGGGCUGCGGCGUUUAUGGACGAAAGCGGAAAAAAGCAGAGUUUGAUCAUUUCCUCUUCUUCCAGAAAUUCAGGUUCUUCCAUUUAUUUUAUUUGGGGGGGGGGGGCGUGCCGACGUACAAACUGUGCUUUGUCUCACUGACGACGACGUCGAGGACUGUACGUGGAGUCACGGAGUGCCCUGAGGAGGAAGCCUUCAGACUCAGAAGCAGGAGGACAGUCGGCGAGCUUGUCUGCCCCCUUGGGGCGUGUAACUACUAUACGGAAGAGAGAGAGAGAUAAAAUUAAUAUAUGUAAAGAAGGGCAAGGGGUCGAGUUAUAGUGACGUGAAAAGAAACACUUUAAACUCGUGCACGUGGAAGAGAGUCGGGGAGCCAGUGAAGGAGAGAGGGCAUAUUGCAGAACCAUUUAAAGUUGCAGCGCAUCUACAAAGUAGAUACUUUUGUAAACGCUUUAUAUAUGUGUGUGUGUGUAAAAACAAACAAACAAAAUGUACCAACCUCCGGCGUCGUUUUAUCUAUAACAUUUUUGUUUAAAUCUCGCGAGAGUUCGAGCGGGGAGAACGACGAAUGAUCCAUCUCCUAUGUCCACCACUCGAGCGAGCGAGCGAGUGUUAUUAUUGUUAUUAUUAUUAUUGUUAUUCCUCGUCCUCCUAGUCGCCGUUGUGUUUGUGACGCCCCCCACCCCAUCCCUGCUUAGCUCUAUAUUUAAUAGCAUGCACUUACCUCACCAAACCCCGCACACACCCUCACCCCCCUCCUUCCAUUAGUAAUGCACAGCCGAGCACAAAUAACGUUAGAGUUAGCUUUCUUUUUUUGCACACAAUUUUGUUUGAAGUUUCAUUCAUUUUCUGUUGGUAGCUUUUAAGGGGCUCGUGAGUGUGUUUUUUUGUAAUGUUUAGUUCCCCCUACCUCUUUAACCCCUCACCUAAAAAUGUUUCCGUGCAACCGUCGUCAUUGUCACACCGGUGGCCGCUCAGUGACUUACGCCGGGGUGAGCUGGUGGGGCUGGGAGGGUGGUGGGGCUGGGAGGGUGGUGGGGCUGGGAUCACUGCGCCUGGCACGCAUUGUGUAAGCCACAACCGUGCCUUUACGCGCUGGGCGGGGUGUCGCGUGCCCUGCGGAGUGAUGUGAAGCCACAAUGGGGAAAAAAAACCUCGACAGAUGAUUCGCGGUGGGUGGGAGCAGUGCCGGAUGAAGCUAGUGCGGGGCCUGUAGCAUAUGAUGUUAUAAAGGGGCCUUAAAAAUAUAUAUAAUAUUAAAACACACAUUUUUUACUUGCAUAGUAAAGUAAUUGUAUUGUUUUUAUUUGCUAUACAGCCAGAUAAUACGACAAAUCGCUAACCUUAAACACCCAGUCGUUCAUAAAAGAUGAAGGCGGUAUAGUACUAUAGUAAUAGAGCAAGUGCAGAAUCACUGAACCGGAAUUGAUAGCUUGAAAGCAUUUAGCGCGGGGCCCUUGAAAGUGCGGGGCCCGUAGCUACUACAUAUGUGGCCACUUUUGCUUCUAGGAUAAUCCGGCACUGGGUGGGAAUCGACGUAAGAUGCGAACUAUCGCUACGUUCACCUCGUUCUACGCCCGCGAAGGUGCGGAAACGCGUUGCCAAAAGCUGUGAAUGUGCGCGCCCGCGGGCACCUGGGCGGGAGGAGCCGCCUUGCCCGGGCUGCCACCCGCCAGUGCGUUCGGUGCAAUCGGCAAAUACAAAAAUUCCCACGCCCACAAGGGGAACAAGAACGUGCGCGCACAGGGAACCCGCGGCUACCGCUGUUUUUGAAACGGUGGCUGCGAUCUGCACCACCGUCACGCUGUGCGAUGUGGUUUGCUCCCUGUGCGAUGUGGUUUGCUCCCUGUGCGAUGUGGUUUGCUCCCUGUGCGAUGUGGUUUGCUCCCUGUGCGAUGUGGUUUGCUCCCUGUGCGAUGUGGUUUGCUCCCUGUGCGAUGUGGUUUGCUCCCUGUGCGAUGUGGUUUGCUCCCUGUGCGAUGUGGUUUGCUCUCUGUGCGAUGUGGUUUGCUCCCUGUGCGAUGUGGUUUGCUCUCUGUGCGAUGUGGUUUGCUCCCUGUGCGAUGUGGUUUGCUCCCUGUGCGAUGUGGUUUGCUCCCUGUGCGAUGUGGUUUGCUCUCUGUGCGAUGUGGUUUGCUCCCUGUGCGAUGUGGUUUGCUCCCUGUGCGAUGUGGUUUGCUCCCUGUGCGAUGUGGUUUGCUCCCUGUGCGAUGUGGUUUGCUCCCUGUGCGAUGUGGUUUGCUCUCUGUGCGACGUGGUUUGCUCCCUGUGCGAUGUGGUUUGCUCUCUGUGCGAUGUGGUUUGCUCUCUGUGCGAUGUGGUUUGCUCCCUGUGCGAUGUGGUUUGCUCCCUCUGCAAGGGUCUUGGGGAGGGAGAGAGAAUACGAGAGGUGCCUUGUCGGGAGAUAAAAAAAAACCUUGUGCCACACACACAAACAAAUAUUCCCCGUGUGGCCUUAAUAGACUGUGGGGGCAAGUGCUGUUAGCGAGCACCUAUGAAGGCCGGAACGGUACACGAGGGGGUGGGUGGCCAGCACCACGCCCGACCGCCUUUGUCUCCCCAGUGGCGAUGUUUACACGUCGCACCAGGUACUCAUUUGAGGCUGAGUCGACCUAGGGGGGGGAGGCCCAGGACCGGUUCAGAUAAUCGUCACUGGCGUUGGCCGUGAGCGGCAAUCGAACCUGGAUCGCCGGGUUCAUUGCGAGGUGCGCUAACCGCUACACUCUCGCUCCCCACUAUACACACACACAGAGACACUAGAGACACACACAGAGACGCACACAGAGACACACACAGAGACACACACAGUGUCUGAAGACCAGCUGUGAAUGUCGCGCGUGCGACGGACGCACAGACUCCCCCCCCCCCCACCCCUGCAGGAGCUCCACAGCUCGGCGGCAUCUGUGCUGGGGCUGUUGCGCACGCACGCGCACGCACACGCACGCACACACACUAUGUACUGUAUGUAUAUGUAACCCACGCCAAAGCGAAGGGCUGUGCCUGCUGCGUUCGUGCUGUAACCAAAGUAAGGGACACUUGUGAGUAAUCGUGCGAGCAAUAAUUGUCGCGAUGUUGGUGGUAGAACGUCCGUUCGCUGUGAAUCGGCCGGCGGUGUCAGCGACUUGACUUGCCCAGCUUGCCGGGGAACUCUCUUGAGGGCUUGUUUGCGGCAAGUCCACACUACUGGGGUCGGCGGUUCGCGUGCGUUUGGGGUAAAGAGAUGUUGAACCCCUGGCCAGCGUAGAAGAGUAGGCCAAAAUAUAUCCUCGGGAGGUGCUUUCUAGAGAUCCCUCCAGUGGAGAUCCCGUUCGGUCAGCAAUUGGCACCAGCGAGGAAUUGCAGCGCUACGCCUUUACCACACUCUUAUUAUUGCUGAGAAGGCCGAGCUGUCUUUCUCGGGCUCACCCCAUCAGGACACAUCUUAGCCCCUACAAACCCCAGUUCCUUCCAAGGGUAAAGGAAUAAUGUACGCAGAUCUCACCGUUCAUACGUCAUGUUGGACGUGUGCUCGUUCAGAAACACAAAGACGCCAACGUUUUACGCGCGUGGAACUUCCCUGCAGCUCUCACGUUUACGACGUAUAUUACACGUAGUUUUAAUCGAGACAACAAGAGAGAGAACACGUGAAAUGUUUAUUUUUUAAUCUACCCGUAAAAGUUGUUGUCCAUCGAGGCGAGAUGUUGCCUUUUUUUGCGCGAGUUUAGGAAACACACAAACACACAAAUGUUUUGUGGAAGUACCGCAGGGGCGGCUUGGGUGAGCAGGACAAGUGGGGAAGUAUGAUCGUUGUGUUUUAGGGCUCUGCUUGGGAACAAAAAGAUACGCGCGUUGGCACCGCGGCCUUGUUUGCCACAACAGAUGCGAUUUAACUUAUGGCGUGCGUUAAAAACAACGUUUUCUCACUUUUGAAUAAUGUUUAAACUAAAAAAAAUUGUAAACAACAAAAACAUUUUAAAAAAAAUAAGUCCUCUCGUUUUAUCUUUCUUACAUUCUGCUCAGUUUUUUUUAGUAGCCUAGUACAGCGUAGAACAUUACCAGACGCUAGUUUACCUUUGUUAUGUUAUUGUUCCAUCUUUAUUUUAUUUCAAGAGUUUAUUGAUGUUCAGUUUCAGCAUCGCUGUGUCGUUUGCUUUGUUUAGUGAAGUUUGCUUGUAUGUACAACUUGAAAGCAGCAUAUCCUUAUGUUCUAUAUUGCUUACAUACCGAACAUCUUAAUAUAAAAGAAAGAAUUGUUUUUGAACUCUAUUGUAUUUUAUUUCUGUUGUAAUCGUUACGUGUUUCACCGUUAGGACUCCUAACUUGUAAAACAUACGGUUAUAAGAAGGUUACGUUAAAAUGCCACAUUUUUAAAGGUGUGUGUUCUCGUGUGUCCGUUUGGAAUAAAGCAGUUUGCGACAUCACAAUGUCUAUGGAAUGA